This is a messenger RNA of Aspergillus heteromorphus CBS 117.55, 3472 nucleotides long. RefSeq names its product DNA-directed DNA polymerase delta POL3. The record is from RefSeq and is a predicted model, not a curated record. Bases 30 to 3350 code for a protein of 1106 amino acids. Gene Ontology annotation, cellular component: delta DNA polymerase complex. Gene Ontology annotation, biological process: DNA replication proofreading; DNA-templated DNA replication; base-excision repair, gap-filling. Lineage: Eukaryota; Fungi; Ascomycota; Eurotiomycetes; Eurotiales; Aspergillaceae. Gene Ontology annotation, molecular function: DNA-directed DNA polymerase activity; 3'-5'-DNA exonuclease activity; nucleotide binding. The transcript is spliced from 3 exons.
CUCCGCCGUUUCUUUCAUGACCCUACAUCAUGCCUGAAGCCGUCGCCACCCCCCAGAAGCGGGUUCUGGGCGAUGCUUCCAAUAACUCCCGCCCCGUCGUCCCCGAUUCCAGCGCCCUCAAGAAGCGCAAGCUCGCCAACGACCCCGUCGCCAGACUCAACCCCACCACCAAUGGCCAGCGGAGAGUCCCCGGCUCGAGUCAGCCCCAGAAGAGUCAGUUCGAGGAGGAGGUGCUGGAGAAAUUGACCCAGGACAUCAACGAGUUGAAGAAUCACAAUUCCGAGAAGGACCAGCAGUGGGAGCGCCCGCCGCUCGGCGAGUUUGACCCCUCCAAGGAGAACAUUUGCUUCCAGCAGAUCGAUGCGGAAGAGGGCACCUUUAUGGGCGGCAAGACCGCCGUUCGACUCUUCGGUGUCACCGAGGCAGGUCAAUCGGUCCUCCUCCACGUUACCGGAUUCCAGCACUACCUCUACAUCGCCGCGCCCGUGAAUUUCACCAAGGAGGACUGCGACCCCUACCGAGCCUUCCUGGAAAGUCGACUCCAGCAGUUCCAACAGCAGACCAUCCAGUCCGUCCAGAUCACCAUGCGGGAAAAUAUCUACGGAUUCCAGGGCAACCAGAAGAGCUACUACCUCAAGAUCACCGUCACCGAGCCCAAGUUCAUCAGCAAGCUGCGGAACGCGUUGGAGACCGCCGGGACGCAAAACCUGAACUACAAGGGCCUGUGGAGCAGCGGGGAGGGGGGCAUUCUCACCUUCGACAACAUCCAGUAUCUUCUCCGCUUCAUGAUCGACACCGACAUCUCAGGCAUGUCGUGGGUGGAAGCAAAGGCGGGCAAAUACCGCCUGCUGCAGAGUCAGGGGCGCGUGUCCAACUGUCAGAUCGAGGCGUGUGUCGACUACCGGGAUCUGAUCUCGCAUCCACCGAACGGCGAAUGGGCCAAGAUGGCCCCGCUCCGUGUCCUGUCCUUUGAUAUCGAGUGUGCGGGUCGAAAAGGGAUCUUCCCCGAACCGAACCAGGACCCCGUCAUCCAGAUUGCCAACGUCGUGACUCGCUACGGAGAGUCCAAACCCUUCGUGCGGAAUGUCUUCGUUCUGGACACGUGCAGCCUGAUUGUCAACACACAGAUCUUGGAGUUCAAGGACGAGUCGAAGAUGUUGAUGGCGUGGCGCGACUUUGUGGAGAAGGUCGACCCCGAUGUGAUCAUCGGGUACAACAUUGCCAAUUUCGAUUUCCCGUACCUCUUGGACCGCGCGAAGCAUCUCAAGUGCCAGGGAUUUCCGCUCUGGACCCGGCUCAACGGCGUCCAGUCGGUCAGCAAAGAGACCAACUUCUCCAGCAAGCAGAUGGGCAACCGGGACACGAAGUCGACGAACACGAAUGGUAGAAUCCAGCUCGACAUGCUGCAGCUGGUGCAGAGAGACUACCACCUGCGAAGUUACACCUUGAACUCGGUAUCCUUUGAAUUCCUGGGUGAACAGAAGGAGGACGUGCACCACACCAUGAUCACAGAGUUGUUUAACGGGACACCCGACUCGAGACGACGUUUAGCCGUGUACUGUCUGAAGGAUGCCUACCUCCCGCAGCGCCUGAUGGAUAAGCUGAUGUGUCUGGUCAACUACACCGAAAUGGCGAGAGUCACAGGUGUGCCGUUCAACUUCCUGCUGUCCCGAGGUCAGCAGGUCAAGUUCAUCAGUCAGCUCUUCCGCAAGGCUUUGGAGCAACAGCUGGUGAUUCCGAACUCCAAGUCCAACGACGAACAGGACUAUGAAGGUGCCACGGUCAUUGAGCCCACUCGGGGCUACUACGGCGUCCCGAUUGCCACUCUCGAUUUCGCCUCGCUGUACCCUUCCAUCAUUCAGGCACAUAACCUCUGCUACACCACGCUACUGAACAAGAACAGCAUCGAGAAGCUGAACCUCAAGAAGGACGAGGAUUACAUCGUCACUCCGAAUGGCGACAUGUUCUGCACAAGCAAGGUCCGCAAGGGCCUGUUGUCUCAGAUUCUGGAAGAACUGUUGACGGCCCGAAAGCGGGCCAAGAAGGAGCUGGCGACCGAGACGGACCCCUUCAAGAAGGCCGUCCUCAACGGAAGACAGCUUGCGUUGAAGAUCAGCGCCAACAGUGUGUACGGCCUCACGGGUGCGACCGUGGGGAAAUUGCCGUGCUUGCCCAUCGCGAGUAGCACGACCAGCUAUGGCCGUCAGAUGAUCGAGAAGACCAAGCAGGAGGUGGAAGCCCGAUACACGAUUGCGAACGGGUAUUCGCACGACGCCAAGGUCAUCUACGGUGAUACCGACUCGGUGAUGGUCAAAUUUGGCGUCUCCGAGUUGGAGGAGGCCAUGAGACUGGGGCAGGAGGCCUCGGAAUACGUGUCGUCCAAGUUCCUGAAGCCGAUCAAACUCGAGUUCGAAAAGGUGUACUUCCCCUACCUGCUGAUCAACAAGAAGCGGUAUGCCGGGCUGUACUGGACGAACCCCAAGAAGUACGACAAGAUGGACACCAAGGGGAUUGAGACGGUCCGUCGCGACAACUGCCUGCUGGUUCAGAACGUGAUCGAGACGGUGCUGCACAAGAUCCUGAUUGACCGGGACCUGGACGGGGCGCAGGACUACGUGAAGCACACCAUCUCGGACCUUCUCCAGAACAAGGUCGACAUGUCGAAGCUGGUGAUCACCAAGGCUCUGUCGAAAGAUGCCUACACGGCGAAGCAGGCGCACGUCGAGCUGGCCGAGCGGAUGAGGAAACGCGACGCCGGGUCUGCGCCCACGCUGGGGGACCGCGUGGCGUAUGUCAUCAUCAAGGGCGCCGGGGGGUCGAAGAACUACGAGCGGUCGGAAGACCCGAUCUAUGUGCUGGAGAACAACAUCCCCAUCGACACGAAAUACUACCUCGACAACCAGCUGGCCAACCCGCUCGGGCGCAUCUUCGAGCCCAUCCUCGGGGAGAAGAAGGCCAGCCAGCUGCUCACGGGCGAGCACACGCGGUCGAUCUCGGUGGCAGCGCCCACGAUGGGCGGGCUGAUGAAGUUCGCGAAGAAGACGCAGACCUGCCUGGGCUGCAAGAAGCCGCUGUCCGGGAAGGAGGAGUCGGCGGGCGCGGUGUGCGCGUACUGCCGCCCUCGCAUGGGGGAGCUCUACACGCGGUCGCUGACCAAAGUGUCGGACCUGGAGGUCCGGUUUGGGCGGCUGUGGACGCAGUGCCAGCGGUGCCAGGGCAGUCUGCACUGCGAGGUGAUCUGCUCGUCCCGGGAUUGCCCGAUCUUCUACAUGCGGAUGAAGGCGAAGAAGGACGUGGAGGAUGCGGAGAAGGAGCUGUCCCGGUUUGAUUUCGACGCGGGUGCAUGGUGAUGAAGUUUUGGGUGUAUGACUUUGGACUGGACGGACCCGGCGCAAUUGGACGAUAGCAUGCAUGGGUUUACGAUUGAAUAAUAUCACAUAUCACGCACAGGCUUUGUAUGGUAAAAUGCGAG